Molecule: messenger RNA, 544 nt
Organism: Mesitornis unicolor (brown roatelo)
Lineage: Eukaryota; Metazoa; Chordata; Aves; Mesitornithiformes; Mesitornithidae
Gene: IFT43
Product: intraflagellar transport 43
Exons: 6
Coding region: 148-420 (90 amino acids)
Biological process (GO): intraciliary retrograde transport
Cellular component (GO): cilium; intraciliary transport particle A
Source: RefSeq, a predicted model, not a curated record
CUUUCCUUGUCUUGCAGGUCAGGAAGAAAGCAUGCAGAAGAAGUAGAAGACCAUCGUCUCAAACAGCAGAGCCUGGAGGCAUCAGAUGAUGGAGGAGACAUUCCUGUGAUCCCUGACUUGGAGGAAGUCCAGGAGGAAGAUCUGGCCAUGCAGGUCGCAGCUCCCCCCAGUGUGCAGGUGGACCGCGUGCUGACCUACCGUGACCUGGACAAAGACCUUAUGAAGUACGCUGCCUUUCAGACCCUGGAUGGAGAGGUUGACCUGAAGCUUCUCACCAAAGUUCUGGCUCCGGAGCAUGAACUACGAGAGGAUGAUGUCGGCUGGAAUUGGGACCAUCUCUUCACAGAGGUGUCCUCAGAACUAGCAACUGAGUGGGACCUGGGACAGCCUGAGAGAGAGGACCACCUAAGUGUGCCCUAGAGCACUGGCACACCAGACAUCUCAUACACGCAUCCCCUGUAAAUAAACACUUCAAUUUUCUAAUUACUUGUUUGGAUUUGAGAAUUUAUUUCAGACAUGAACAUAAAUAGGACCUUGCUUCAUA